AGAAACAAGUAACCAAGUUCUUCUUAAGAGCGUGUUUUCCGUCUUUGGCGUCGUUUGUCGCAGUUAGCGAGAUUUCACUUUGCACGUUGCAUUUCACGUUGCCAUUUUGUGGUCACAAUUUUAAUUGUAUCGUACAUUUCUAUCGAAUUAAAACAGUUCUUAACUUUUCUUAUAUUAUCAGAUUUAAGAAACAAUGGUUAAGGCAGAGGUAAAAACUCCCAACAAACGUAAAAGCAUUGCUAAUGAAACCCCAUCAAAAAAGCCGAAAUUAGAAAAAUCACAGAAAACACCUCUAAAACCGUUUACUCCGAAAAAGCCAAACCAAGGAUCUCCCCAGAAAGCAACUCCUAAAACUUUUACACCAAGAAAUCCAAAUCAGCAAGCCUCUAAUCAGAAAUCAAACAAAAAGAAUAAAAAACUAUCAGAAUCAGAUUCUCCAAAGAAAGUACCUUUUGCUGGUACAAAGCAAUUGAAUAAUACGAAACAAGGUAAACCAACAAAUGGAACAAACACAGUUUCACCAAAUAAAGACAAGAAGAAAAGAAGGAACCAAUUUCAGGGUUUAAUCUCUCUGGUAAAAACAAAACAAGGCUCGAAAGAUGCUGAGCUGUUAAAGACUCUCCAAGAAAAAAUUGAGACAUUCAACUCGAGACCAGAACUUUCUAAAACAGCCAAGAGAAAAUUAACUCUUUUAUCCAGACUUAAACGUCUUGUUGAAGAAGGUCCUGAAACUGUUAAAGCACAUAAAUCUAAUAACUCUGAGGCAAGUCAAACUAAAUUGAAGAAAAAUAAGCAAGCACAAGUUCAAAAAGCACAGUUGGCUCCAAAAAUCAAGGUAGAAGAAGAUUCUGAUGAGGAAGAAGCUGAAGAAGAGGAGUCAGAUGAAGAUGCAAGUGACGAUGGUGCUGAAGAGAAUGAACAAAAUGAUGACAGUGACGAAGAAGAUGACGAUGACGAUGAUGAUGACGAGGAAGAGGAAGAGGAGGACGACGAUGAUGAUGAUGAAGAUGAUGAAUCUGAUGAAGCGCCGGCGCCUCAGGGAAAAUCGGCACAACAAAAGAUGAAACCGAAACAGUCCACAGUUAUUGAUAAAUCAAAAGCAGUUGACAUAAAUGAUCUUAAAAAAACUGAACUUGUUGGAAAGGGACAAAAAAGAUUUGUGCUGUUUGUCGGAAAUAUUCCUUAUGAUUCUACAAAACAAGAUUUGUUAAGUCAUUUUAGUAAAGUUGGAGACAUACAGCAUAUUAGAAUACCCACAGAAAAAGACACUAACAAACCAAGAGGUUUUGCUUAUGUCGAAGUAAAAGAUGAAAUAACUUAUCAGAAAUGUCUUUCAAUGCACCAUUCACAGCUGAAAGGUCGUAGAAUAAAUGUUUUAUAUACUCAAGGUGGUAAAAAGAAAGGAGACGAACGAAAAAAUCAAAUAAAAGUUAAAAACAUGAAGCUACAUGCUCUGAGAAAACAAGGUAAAUUGGCUGGCAGUGUCAAACAGUCACAGAAAAGAUCUUUUAGAAGGAAUAAAAUCAAACAAGAAAAGGUGUAAAGUUUAGCAUAGGAAUGUAAUGUGAAAUUUAUUUUUUAUAAUUAAGAUAGCAAUAGUGAUAAAUAUUUAGUACAUACAUUAAAUACUACUGUUGAGUGUCACUAC
Sitophilus oryzae (rice weevil) is the source of this 1648-nucleotide messenger RNA. RefSeq names its product transcription initiation factor TFIID subunit 11-like. Gene Ontology annotation, molecular function: RNA binding. Lineage: Eukaryota; Metazoa; Arthropoda; Insecta; Coleoptera; Curculionidae. The coding region runs from base 194 to 1543 and encodes 449 amino acids. The record is from RefSeq and is a predicted model, not a curated record. The transcript has 6 exons.